This is a messenger RNA of Pomacea canaliculata, 2774 nucleotides long. RefSeq lists its product as uncharacterized. Lineage: Eukaryota; Metazoa; Mollusca; Gastropoda; Architaenioglossa; Ampullariidae. The coding region runs from base 384 to 1979 and encodes 531 amino acids. Gene Ontology annotation, cellular component: nucleoplasm; chromatin. The record is from RefSeq and is a predicted model, not a curated record. The transcript has 4 exons. Gene Ontology annotation, molecular function: protein binding; ubiquitin-protein transferase activity; zinc ion binding. Gene Ontology annotation, biological process: positive regulation of DNA-templated transcription.
UCUAGUUACGAUGGCAGACGACACGAGAAGGGGGCGCUGACGAUGAAAGAAUGAGUAGAUCUGAAGCCUCCGUCGGUACAGUAUCUCCAGGGAAGCCAAACGACAGGGACGGAAAGCCUUUAUUCAUACAGUAUUUUCAGGUGAGCCAAACUUGACGACAGGGAAGAAAAUUGGAAAGGUUUUCAAUCCAAAAUGGCGACUGGACGACAUUACAGCUCAGACUUGCGUUUGUCCUGCAGUCUGUGCAUGGAGUCCUAUCGUGGUCGCACUCCCAAGCUGCUGCCUUGUUUUCACACUUUCUGUCUGCCGUGUCUGGAGAAAUCGUCGUCACCGCAACGUCCAAGAAAUCGGCUUCACACGCAGACGACAGUCCAGUCAAAGAAAUGAAAGAAACAUGCGAAGAGGACAAGCAGAGCGAAGAUGAUUCUGAGGAGAAAACGACAAAACCUGAGCAAGAGAAAGACGAUGGCGAUGAUAAUACUUAUAGGAAAGGAUGGAGAGGAGAAAAAGUGACAUUUCAGUGUCCUACAUGUCGUGUCCUUGUUCCUGUCCCUGCUGGGGGAGUGAUCCAGUUUCAGACCAAUUUCUACGUGGACUUUGAUGACAAACCUGACGCCAGUCUAGACCUACCUGUAGAGUGUGACACGUGUGAGGACGGCAGCCGCGAGACAGCGACACACGAGUGCGGAGACUGUCGUCACAAGAUGUGCUCACGAUGCAGUCGUCUGCACGCCAUGUUUGCCAAGGGCCAUCGCGUGCGAUCCCUUGAUGCCCGUGAUGUUAGCAUGUCGUCUGCCCCCAUAGUCGUGAAGACAAGAGAGUGCCCGAGUCACGCUGGCCAAUCGCUGUGCUUCCACUGUCGUCAAUGUGACGUCAGCAUCUGCCUGCACUGUAAGCUGACGUCACACGAAGGUCACGCCACAGAAGAUUUUAUGGCGGCUGUCACACGAGCCAAAGGAGAGGUGACCAGACUUAUGGUGACUGCAAACCAACAGAUCCAAGUGCUAGAAGCUGUGCUUGGUAGUUUGGAGCGAGAUUCAAUGGAGUUAUCCCGCCAAAAACAGGAAAUGACGUCAAACGUGACUUCCAAAUACGAAGCGUUGGUGGCGUGGGCGACUCGUGCACGUGACGAGGCGCUGGAGGAGAUGGAGUGCGUGCAGCGUGCAGCACUGAAGGAGAUGGAGGCCGAGCGGAUUGUUGCGCGAGACACCAAACAGCUGCUGUCUCGACUCGCGACGCGUGCGGCCUCUUCCUGUCACACCGACGCCGACGCCGACAUCGUCCUGCACAAAUCGGAGCUGCAGGCGGCGCUGCUGGACGACGACGCUCUCACCCGAUACCGUCAACGGGGCAACAAGGAGGGUCACGUGACCUUCUUUAGGUGCAGGUCAGACGACAAAGCCGUGCAGCUAGACCAGGUACGAGACUUUGUGGGCAGACAAGAGGUUCAGGACCAGGACAAACAGGACAAGAUGGUGGUGAUGUCAAUGAGAGAACUCUCAGAAAAAGCUGUGGCGAUGACGAAGUCAAUGGAGGAUUUGGGGAUGAGCAUGACUAGAAUGAUAGAGAAUGCGAUAAGGCCGGUGUCAUUUAGAGUACGCCUGAGUACACCUGUUAAUGUGACGGCAGGAAAUCCUGUGAUAUUCGAUGUGGUCGACUUCAACGAAGGUGGAGGCUAUGACACAGCCACUGGUGUCUUCACGGCCCCCGUCAAUGGAACUUAUGUCUUUGUAGCCAACUUGUAUGUUCAGGGAGGCAAUGGUUAUGGCUAUUUAUCUCUAUCUGUGAAUGAUAAAUUAAUGAAUUUUAUGAAUGGUUCAAACAGCGUUGGCAUGAUGCACGAUAUUGUCAGUUUAAAAACCGGCCAGAAAGUAUUGCUCAUGCCAAACUCGACCUACACACUAAGCCAUAAUGAGCAGUACACUUUUUACACAGGUGCUUUACUGUGUGCCAGCAUAAGCAGUGAUACCACAAGUUAAUUUAUAGUUGAUUCUUUUGUAACACUUGUAAUUUUUGGUGACAAAGAAAGAUUAAAACAGUUGUUAUAUGAGACUUUUCUACGCUGAAAUAGUUCUGUUUUUCUCCUCCAACUUAAUACAAAAGUUUGGUUAGUCCUCGAUCAUCUCAUGAAAAAGCUGUAGUUACAUAGCGACUGAAUAUCUUCAAUCAGUCCAUAGAUUAUUUUGAUUUUCCUGAAAUCAUCUUUGUGGAGACAAGGCACUGCCGAUGACCUUUUUCAUAUCCUUUGGUGUCUCAGAUUAAGUACGUGAUUUUAUUUUAUUGUUUGGUUAGCUUUCUUUUGAUUACGUGGUUUUGUACUGAAAAAGAAACUUUAAUUCAGUAUAAAUUAUUUUUCUAUUCUGCUUAAUUUUAUUUUUGAACACUUAUCUGUAUGCUAGAUGAAAAUAUUUGUGCUCAGUUUGUUUCUCUCUCCCUAUCUCUCAUAUACGUGAACAAUAUAAGUUGUACGCAUCACUAAACAUCUCCUAAUUUAACACUCCUUUUUAUAAAUGCAUGCUAGGUAACGGCCAUACUUUUUAAGACUUGCUUUUCUUGCUUCGUUGUCUUAAUUUUUCAUGAUACUUUUUGCCAUAUUGUUCCAUUGAGUGCUGAUUUUUGGGGAGCUGCCUAUUAACCAUACUACCUUUGCUAUCUUUCUUCUUUUAGUAGGCUUGGUGUCAACAUUAUUAUUACAGAUUAACAGAUGUACAAGUUGUUAAUGGUGGUUCGUGUCCAUGUACAGUAUCUUAUAAAUAAAGCAAAAUGUAUCGGUG